This is a messenger RNA of Chinchilla lanigera (long-tailed chinchilla), 3509 nucleotides long. It is a transcript of the gene Magel2, whose product is annotated as basic proline-rich protein. Gene Ontology annotation, biological process: negative regulation of transcription by RNA polymerase II. Bases 87 to 3146 code for a protein of 1019 amino acids. NCBI's taxonomy places the organism in Eukaryota, Metazoa, Chordata, Mammalia, Rodentia, Chinchillidae. The transcript has 2 exons. The record is from RefSeq and is a predicted model, not a curated record. Gene Ontology annotation, cellular component: nucleus.
UCAGCCACGUAGGCAUUCUCUGCUCUCUGGAGGAAACGGCCCGCAGCUGUCGGAGGACGAGAACCACCAGCUGUCAGCCAAGGGACAUGUCGCAGCUAAGUAAGAACCUGGGUGAUUCCAGCCCUCCCGCAGAGGCCCCCAAGCCGCCUGUCUAUAGCCGCCCCACGGUUCUGAUGCGUGCCCCGCCUGCCUCCUCCCGGGCUCCUCCGGUCCCUUGGGAUCCUCCUCCAAUGGACUUGCAGGCAGCAUCCCUGGCGGCUUGGCAGGCACCCCAGCCUGCCUGGGAGGCUCCACAGGGCCAGCUGCCAGCCCCAGUGGCUCCACUGGCCCAGCCUCCUGCCCUUGGGGGUUUGGUCCAGGCUCCCCCUCCGGGGGGUCCGAUGGGCAAGCCUCCGACUCCUGGAGUCCUGAUGCUUCAACCUCCGCCUCCUCCAGGAGCCCCGAUGCCCCAGCCUCCCACCCCGGGAGCCCUGAUGGUGCAUCCUUCAGCUUCUGGAAACCCCAUAGCCCACCCUCCUCCUCCGGGGACCCCAAUGUCCCACCCUCCUCCUCCUGGGACCCCAAUGGCUCAUCCUCCUCCUCCUGGGACCCCGAUGGCCCACCCUCCUCCUCCGGGGACCCCGAUGGCCCACCCUCCUCCUCCUGGGACCCCAAUGGCUCAUCCUCCUCCUCCUGGGACCCCGAUGGUGCAUCCCCCCCCUCCGGGGACCCCGAUGGCGCACCCCCCCACACCGGGGACUCCGAUGGCACAUCCUCCACCGCCGGGGACACCGAUGGCCCAGCCUCCAGCUCCAGGAGUCCUGAUGGCCCAGCCGUUGACACCGGGAGUCCUGAUGGUCCGGCCACCACCUGCUCCACCUGCUCCACCUGCUCCACCUGCUCCACCUGCUCCACCUGCUCCGAUGGUCCAGCCUCUACCUCCAGCUGCUUUGAUGACCCAGCCUCCACCUUCUGCAGUCCCGAUGCCAAAGCCUCCAGCUCCUGGUGUCCUGAUGAUGCAUCCUUCGUGUUCAGGAGUGCCGAUCACCCAUCCUCCGGUCUCAGGAGCACCAAUGGCUCAACCAGUGGCACCUCCUGCUCAGCCUAUGGCAUCCUGGGCCCCGCAGGGUCAGCCUCUGAUCCUGCAAAUCCAGUCGCAGGUCUUAAGGGCACCUCCACAGGUUCCCCAGGUGCCGCAACCCCCCCAGGUGCAGCUGGCCACAACCCCAGGCUGGCAAGCCACCUCAACAGGAUGGCAGGCCCCUCUCCAAGGCUGGCAGGCCACACCCUUGACCUGGAAGACCACACAGGUCACUUGGCAGGCGCCCACGAUAGCCUGGCAGGCGCCACCACCCAUCCGCCAAGUGCCCCCACCCAUCCGCCCGGGCCCACCACCCAUCCGUCCUGGCCCCCCUCCUGUGGCACGUCAAGGCCCACCUAUGAUCCGCCAGGCACCACCUGUCAUCCGCCAGGCACCACCUGUGAUUCGUCAGGCACCGCCGCUGAUCCGCCAGGCACCUCCACCCAUCCGGUCGGCACCACAGGUCUUGGCUUCGCAGCCACAGAUCUGGCAAGCCCUGCCACCCCCACCUCCACUGCGGCAGGCCCCGCAGGCUCGGCUGCUGGCCCCGCAGGUGCAGGGAGCUCCGCAGGUGCCUACGGCACCAAUAGUUACGCAGGUACCUGCGGUGCCACCCGCAGGCCCGCAGGUGCCCCAGCCAGUGCUGCCGAGCCCGCUGUCUGUCCCACUGCCUGCGCCACUGCGUGCCCCGCAGGCUGCUCCACAGGCUGCACCACAGGCUUCCCAGCAGGCUGUGCGCUGCCCAUCGAUCAUCUGGCAGGCUCCCAAAGGCCAACCCCCAGUGCCACAUGAGCUGCCGACAUCGAUGGAGUUUCAGGAGGUGCAGCAGUCCCAGGCGCUAGCCUGGCAGGCCCCAAAGGAUCCAUAUGCCUGCGCAGAGGCUCUGCCUGCAGUUCCAUGGGUUCCACAGCCUAAUGCGAAUGUCUCAAAGUCAUCCAAGGCUGUACCCCACAUCCUGAUGGCUACAGCAGCUCCUCCUCAGGCAACUGCCACUGCUCCAGGGGCCUCCAGUGUUGUUGACCCACCACGUCGCUCAGGCAAAGUCACCCGGAAGAAGAAGCACCUGGGACCUGAAGAAGGCAACAGGCACAGCAUGACCUCACAAGACUGGCAGGGCUCCUGGCAAUGGGAAAAUGUUAGUCUGAGUGACUGGGAGAUCCCGAGCUCUGUCCAGGUUGUGGGGGACUGGGAAUGCCUGAGGACUUCCUAUAGUCUGAAUGGCUGGGAGGGUCCUAGUGUCUCCAGGGUUCUGAGUGGCUGGGAAGGGCCCAGCACAUCCUGGGCACUGAAUGCCUGGGAAGGCCCAAGCACCUCAAGGGGCCUGGGUCACUCUGAAGGCUCAGGUGGCCUUCAGCCCUUCAUUGUCUCUGAGGUCCCAUGUCUCUCCCACAGAUGCAGGGCCAACCAAGAGGACCCAAGGGGAGAGACUCAGCAGUCGUCUCUGUUAGAUGAGAGAGCACAUGCACUGGUGCAAUUUCUCUUGGUCAGGGACCAAGCCAAGGUGCCGAUCCCACGCUCAGAAAUGGUGAAUGUCGUCAUCCGAGAGUAUAAAGAUGAGUGCCUACAUAUCAUCGUCCGUGCCAACACAAAACUAGACUGCAAUUUUGGUUGUCAAUUGAAGAAAAUUGAUACCAAAACUCACUCUUACAUUAUCAUCAGCAAGCUGGGACACCCUCAAUGUGAUUUGCUGGUAUCCUUCACUGACAAACCCAAGUUUGAACUCCUGAUGGUGGUACUGAGUCUGAUCUUUCUGAAAGGCAAAUGUGUCAGGGAAAAUCUGAUCUUUAAUUUUCUGUUCAGGUUAGGGUUGGAUGUCCGGGAGACAAAUGUUUUCUCUGGAAACCCGAAGAAGCUCAUCACUGAAGUGUUUGUCAGGCCCAGGUAUCUAGAAUACAGGCCCCUCCCUUGCUCUGAACCAGCAGAAUAUGAGUUGUUUUGGGGACCCCAAGCUUUCCUGGAAACCAGCAAGAUUCUUGUCCUGAGGUGUUUUGCUAAAUUUCAUAAAAGAGCUCCUUGGUGCUGGUCAUUCCAUUAUUUUGAAGCACUGGCAGAGUUUAAGUCUGAGGACUCAGAUGAGGAUGUCUGAUGCCAGUGAUGACUCUGAUGAACUGACCAGCAGGCCCCCUCCCCACUAAUAGGUGUUAUAGUAAUUUUGUUCCUUUGGGUCCCCGGCCAGAGGCCACUGACAGGGUGUGGGCACAUUUUGUUUCUGGUGUUUUUGUUUCAGUUCUGUAUGUGUGUACAUUUGAAUUUUAAAUCUGGUUUUGUAUCUGGCAAAGCUUUGUAUAUUUUCAAGUGGUGUUGAUUUCAACUGGCUACUGUUUUCUUGGUAUUCUGGUACCUGUAUCUUUAAGUGAGAUUUGUGAUUCUCUGUUUUGUGUUCCAGUUGUUAUUUUCUGGUAUCAGAAUUGUGCUGGCUUUGUGAAUCAAUCUGACAAGCUAUUACUGU